Messenger RNA from Cervus elaphus (red deer), 4958 nucleotides. Its product is annotated as melanoma-associated antigen 10-like. Bases 3748 to 4437 code for a protein of 229 amino acids. The transcript has 4 exons. Gene Ontology annotation, cellular component: nucleus. NCBI's taxonomy places the organism in Eukaryota, Metazoa, Chordata, Mammalia, Artiodactyla, Cervidae. The record is from RefSeq and is a predicted model, not a curated record. Gene Ontology annotation, biological process: negative regulation of transcription by RNA polymerase II.
GGAAUAUCUGCUGGGCCCUGGGGGCAGGGUGGGUGCCAACCUCAGUGUGGCCAGGAAUGCUGUGUGUAAAGACAGGACUGGGGACCAGCGUGACUGCCGGAGCUGCCAGUGCUGUGUGCUGCGUUGGGGAGUUGUGAGGGGGAGAGUCUGAGCAUUCUCAGCACAAAGAAGUCACUGCCUUUCCUCUCUUUCUCCGGUGGGGAUGUCUGCGUGAGAUGACGAAGGUGAGCUGAAUGCACAGUAGGGAUCAGGUCAGGAUACCCGGGGGCCAGGAGUCACUCUGUACCACUGACCCGUGGGCCCUUAGAUCACAGUCAUAUCGGGGAAAGAGAUGACACUACUCAAAUGCUGGACCUUCCUGUCCUCCAGCCAGGGCACAAAUGGGCCAAGCGGAGGCAGGUGGGGGACGGGGUUUGUGUGCCCCCAUGACUCCCUCACGGCUCAGACCUGAAAGAAUCUGCCAGCAAGGCGGGAGAUCUGGGGUCGAUCCCUGGGUUGGAAACAUCUCCUGAAGGAGGGCAUGGCAACCCAUUCCAGUACUCUUGCCGGGAGAAUCCCCAUGGACAGAGGAGCCUGGUGGACUACUGUCCAUGGGGUCGCAAAGAGUCACACAUGACUAAGUGACUAAGCACAUGACUCCCAGAGCUGUGGAGCAGAAGUCUAGUGCAGGGAAGCACAGGUCCUUUCCUGGGAAGCAUCCUGCUCAGCCGAGGAAGUGCAGGCCAGGGGCCGACACCUGCACAGAAAGCAGAGAAACUUGUGCAGUCUGCCUGCUGCAAAUGCCAAGGCCCCUCUCUGGGCCUUGUAUGGAUACUCUUGGGCCACUCUGAUUCAUUUUCCAAGGUCGAGAGGUGAUGGUGAGUUAAUGAGUCCCGAGGAUGUGCAAGCUGGGACACUGCCUCCUGUGGGACAGGGACCUGCUUUCUCCAUGAGGCCUGGGGAUGGCGGGGUGAGGGCACCCAGGGGCCUAGCCAAGAGGGUGCUGGUUUCAGUAAGCCUUUUGACACUCGGACUUGCUAUUCUCUCUCUCUCUCUCUCAGUGAACCCCAGUUACAGUUCUGCUGCAGUUCCCUGUUUGAGAGAGACAGCCAUACCUCCUGGGGAAGAUGAAGAGGAGAGGGGGCAUUAAGUCUGCAUCUCGGCAGGUGGAGGGCAGGCUGGCAGCCCUGGGCGUCCCUCAUGCGCCCAGCACUGCGCAGCCACAGGACAGCCUGUCACCCUGCCCAGAGGGUGCCCAGAGGACCGUGAGCCACCUGGAACUCGCCCCCGCCACUGCCCUGGCCGGGACCUACAAUGUCCCUGCUGCUGGUCCAGGGAGGGCAGCCCCACCCUCCUUGUUGGGUCCUGAGGCCUGGCAGCCAGAGGGCACACAAGCUCCUUUUUCUCUAAUCCCUGUCCCAACAGAGGUGGCCCUGCCCACGGGCCCUGCCCGUGGCUCUGCUUCACCUGGCCUCCUGCCCAGAUGGUUCCUCCUUUGAUGGUGGUUGGCCCUACCACUGUGACCACCCAAAUCUUCAGCCUGCCCCCUGGGCAGCUCCCAGUGGCCACACGGGUGCCUCUGUGCCCCACCUGGAUGCCUGUUGUGGCUCAGGCCUGGAACCCCUUCUACUACUGCUCAGGCAGCGCCUCUUUCCCAAAAUCUCCAGCCAUUCUUUCCCGUAAUCCCCACCCCCUUCAGGUGUACCCCCAGAGGGCCCCAAAUAUGCACCCUAUUCAGACAGAUAGAGGCGGCCCUUUGGUCAGAAUACUGCACGCCAAAAAAGAACCUGAAAACACGAGGGAUUUCCCACCCAGCACAUAUCUUCAGCCUCUCCAUCCUGGGCCUGGCUGAGCAUUUGAGUCCCCUUAGGCAGCUGCUUGCUUGCAAAGUCAAGACAGAUAGCGACCCACCCCUGGCACAAUAUGGGCAGCUCGUACACACCUGGGGAAGCCCCUCAGAUGCUCUGCACCCGCUCGUUGAAAAGACCCGUCAAGAGCUUGACAAGAGCCCGGUGGAGUGGCUUCACGGGCACAGGGACACUGUCCAGCAGGCUCCUCACUUGACAGAUGAGUAGAAAUUAGGCCUCCCCUUGUUGGGGGCCCCAAAAGAGCCCUACUUGUCCUGAGAUGCACAGGGCUGGAGCUUGUGGUCCCUGUCCGAGGCCUGUGGGUGUUCAGUUUGGGGACUCGCUGGUGUCUGGACAGCAGGCCCGAGGUUUGGCUUCAUUGCAGGGCCUGCAUCUGGUGACAUUUUCUUGUUUCUCUUUUCUUUUCCCUUUUCAGCUGAGUGCUCCAAGGGUGUCACACCUCAGCACCCUCUGCUUGCUGGGGUGUCCAUUUUAUAACACGCUUUCUCUUAAAAGAGUGUUUGUCCUGAGGAGCAUAGCAAAGAGCCCUCCAGGGUCGUGCUGCAGAGACAAGGGUUCUGAGGUCGGGAGAGGGGAGAGCGCGCACACCAGUCCACCAGAACUGAAAGGCUGGGUCUCCCUUGUUGGAAGUCUGGUGCAGGCAGAGGAGCCCCUGAGAAAGGACACGGGGCGGUGCAGGCCAGGCCUCUGUCAGCCCCAGCACUGAGCUGCCAUGACACCCGACCAAACUGCUCACUUCCAAGUCAAAACACAGCCCCUUACAACGGUCGCUGCCUGGGGAAUGCCUUAAAUUUCAGAAGGUUUCAUUCGGUUUUUUGUCUUGACUUCCGUAUGCCUCCUGACCUGAAUCACACACAGAUGCUGCUAUUUAUAAAACACAUUCCCAGAAACCUCAGCAUAUGUGGCACCUGCUUACCUGUAAAUCUAUAAAGUGGAGAUGUGCUGAUUGCAAUAUCAAAUCAUCUGCUUGUCACAAAAGGCAACUUUUAUUUACAGUCAAGGCUGCCUGACAUCAAAAGAGACUCCUGUGGUACUUCACUCCCACCACUCAGUCCUUGGUAGAUUUUGAUUGAUGUCUGCAGAGUGAAGUGGCUAAGCACGUGUCCUCCUGGGCUGGGCAGAGGCGGCAGCCUAAGGUCACACAGGAGUGGAGGGAGGGAGUAUGGACUUGAUGGGCUGGCCCUGGACAGUCAAAGUGUCUCAAGCCCCACGUGUGCCUGGGUCACCAGAGGAGAGGCCAGGCGGCUCCAGAGGCAUGGGUUUACUUUUGUCCCCGGGGUCACACAGGUGACUGUGUCUAGAAGAGUGGAAAUGCAAUUCAACCAGACAGGGUGUCUCAGGGCAGGGGCCUACCUCACAAGUGCUCCAACUAAGUAAGGGUGACCCUGGAGGCCCAACCGGGCAGACCCAGGGGAGCCAGUGAUCCAUGGCCAACUCACUUCCCACCAGCUCUGCUUGAGCCUUCUUCAGCCCAGUGCUAUUCUUGGGUCCUCAGUGGCUCAUUUGCCCCCUGGGCCCCCUUGCUCUGUCCUUUCACAAACGGAGAUGCCAUGGCCAAACAGGGAUGAGGCUCGAAGAGUCUGAUUUCUGGAUGACAGAAACAAGACUUAGCCUGUGAUGAGCAAACCUGGCAGUGCUCUGGAGUGCCAGCUCUCUGCAGGAGGAACCGCCCGGGACUCCGUGGGAACUGUUAUGAGGAAAGGCCCUAGGAUGGAUCAAGCUACAAACCAGCAGGGGAGGCUGAUGAGACACCACGGCCUGGGACUUGUCUAUGCCCAACCCCACAGGAACUCCAGGAACCAGGAGGUGAAGGCAGAAGUCUGAGGCCCAUGUCCUGAAGUCAGAGAGCAGAGGAGGCCCAGGCAGUGCUAGGAGUCAAGGCACUGCACUCAGGAUCAGGAUGACUGAGCUGAGCAAGCCCGAGGAAGACCUUCAGGACCCAGAGGCCUUGCCCCAGGAAGCUUUGAAUGAGAUGGUGGCUAACCUGAUGAAGUUCCUGCUGUUCGAGUAUCAGGCCAAGGAGAUGGGCUCCGAGGCGGAAAUGCUGAAGAAGGUGCUCAGGGAUAACCAGGAGCACUUUUCGGUGGUCUUCAGCCAAGCCUCAGAGUGCCUGCCGCUGGUCUGUGGUGUGGAGGUGAAGGAGGUAGACCCCAGGGAGCACAUCUACAUCAUGGUCCCCACCCUGGGCCUCACCUGUGAUGCGAUGCAGAGAGGUGGGCAGGGCCUGCCCAAGGCUGGCCUCCUGGUGGUGGUCCUCAGCCUGAUCCUGCAGAAUAGGGAUCACGGCCCUGAGGAGGAUAUCUGGGGAGCACUCAACAAGAUGGGGGUGUAUGUUGGGAGGGAGCACUCCAUCUUUGGGGAGCCCAGGGAGCUGCUGACCCAAGUGUGGGUGCGGGAGGGGUACCUGGAGUAUCGGCAGGUGCCUGACAGCGCCCCUGCUCGCUACGAGUUCCUGUGGGGUCCCCGGGCCUUUGCGGAGACCAGCAAGGAGAAAUUCACGGAGUAUCUGCUCAGGGUCAACCAAAGGGCUUUUAGGUCCUUCUCACUCCCUUCUGCAGAGGAUGUGAGGGAGGAGGUAGGGGGACCCUGAGCCAGAGCAGCAGCCAGGCUGAUCCGUCCCUCUGUGAUUGAAGAGGGAGUAGUCAGCCUUCUCAGGAGUGAUGGCCUAGGCCACUUGGGGAACCUGGUGUGUAGCAUUUUUAGGUUCCUGCUCUCUGUGAUGACAUGCAGAUUGAUCUCUGUUUUCUUUAAGAAUUUUUCAAAUGUGUAUUUCAGCUUAAUGCUUAAUAAACUUCAGUAUCUAACUUUGUGAAUGACAUUGAUCACACGUGUAUUUGUGCUUACCCAGUUUAAGGACAAGAGUCUUGCUGGUUUUUAAAAGAGUCUGGGAACUCUCCCAUUUAUUUUGUGACCCUGAACAUGGUAACAUGAGAAUGGAAUUAUAACUGUUUUGUAAAUGUGAACUUACUUAGCAGUAAUGUACUUGGUGAAAGAAUUAGAAAAUAAAAUGUGAUUAUAGCGAAGUCUUGCUUCUUAUACUUUUUUUUUAGAUUUUUUUUUAUUAUCUUAUUAUUUUUUUUUUAUUAGUUGGAGGCUAAUUACUUCACAACA